This is a messenger RNA of Cyphellophora europaea CBS 101466, 1365 nucleotides long. RefSeq lists its product as uncharacterized. The record is from RefSeq and is a predicted model, not a curated record. Bases 1 to 1365 code for a protein of 454 amino acids. The transcript is spliced from 4 exons. NCBI's taxonomy places the organism in Eukaryota, Fungi, Ascomycota, Eurotiomycetes, Chaetothyriales, Cyphellophoraceae. Gene Ontology annotation, molecular function: hydrolase activity, acting on carbon-nitrogen (but not peptide) bonds, in linear amidines.
AUGUUCUCCCGCACCAUUGCUACCAGAUUUGCUACCAGAGCUGCCCCAGCGGUACGCGCAGCGCCCGCGUUGAGACUUGUCGGUCAGCGAGCGUACGCAACAGCCAAGAAUGCGCCGCUAGCUGAGAAGCUCUCUGUCAACGGUGACAGACUCUGGGAUGACAUCCAUUAUACAGCACAAUGGAGCGCGCCUUCUCCAGGAGGCGUAAGCCGCCUGUGUGCGGACGAGAAUGACAAGAAGGCACGAGACUGGUUCAAGGAGCAGGUCCUCGCGCUGGGUGCAGACUACAAGGUUAAUGCCACCGGCACACAGUUCGCCUUGUUUGCGGGCGAGGACAACUCCAUCCCACCCAUCGCCAUGGGUAGCCAUCUGGAUACUGUCGCCACUGGUGGCAGAUUUGAUGGCCCGCUCGGAGUCAUUGGAGGUCUCGAAGUGGUGCGGAGCAUGAAAGAGCAAGGCAUCAAGCCGCGGGCGCCCAUCGUCCUCAUCAACUGGACCAACGAGGAAGGCGCGCGGUUUUUCCCCCUCCUGGGCUCCAGCAUCGUGUACGCUGGUCGCUCCACCGUGGAGCAAGCGCACGCAGCCACCUCCAACGACGCAUCGGCGGCGACGAUGGGCUCGGAGCUGGCCAAGAUCGGCUACGUGGGCGACGGGCCCAACACGUUUGAAGAAUUCCCCAUCUCGGGCCACUUUGAGAUCCACGUGGAGCAGAACACGGACCUCGAGAAGGCGGGCAAGCCGGUCGGCUGGGUCGAGGGGUGGGAGGGCAUGACGUGGUACGACGUGCACCUGGAGGGCGAGGACGGGCACGCCAACACGUACAACAUGAAGCGACGCAAGGACGCGCUGGUGGGCGCCUCCAAGAUCGUGGUCGAGCUGGAGAAGCUGGCGUACGACCACAACGGCCGCACCACCGUGACGGGCCUGCACAGCCGACCCUGGGGCGCCUGCAACAUCCAGUCCAAGACCAAGACCACCUUCUGCCUCAUGCACAAGGACGGCGCCGCCCUCGAGAAGAUGGGCGAGUCCAUCAUGGAGAAAGUCCAGAGCAUCGCCUGGGCCCACGGCCUCGACGUCAAGACCGAGCGCACCGUCCACUUGCUGCCGGGUAACUUCUGGCCCGAGGCCAUCGACUGCGUGAAGCGUGCCUGCGGCGACAAGGGCAUGGGUUCCAGGACUCUGACCGGCCACGACUCCACCAUGACCACCACCCUCGUGCCCACCGCCAUGGUGUUCGCCCGCGCCAGAGACGGCGUCAGCCACUCGCCCAAGGAGUGGACUGACAAGGAGGACUGCGCUGAGAGUGCCCUCGUGCUCGGCCGCGCUGUCCUGAACUUCGAUGAGUACCUGAAGCAGAAGGCUUAA